AUGAUUUCCUGGGCUUUCCUCGCUUUGUCAAUCCGUGCUGCGUUCGCAGCCCAGGUGGUGGGAGACCUCACCGUACUGUCCUAUAAUGUCGCAGGCUUGCCUGAAAUUCUUUCAUCCGGCAACCCUGCCACAAACACGCCUCUCAUUUCCGCACGCCUAGGACCCUACAAUAUAAUUAACGUUCAAGAAGAUUUCAACUACCACGCCGCUCUUUACGCCUCAGACAACCACGCCCACCGCACCCCAACUUCCGGUGGCGUGCCUUUCGGAUCGGGCCUCAACACCCUCUCCGAUUUCCCAUAUAUCGACUUCGAGCGCAAGACAUGGGACAACUGCAACUCGAACGGUGGUGACUGCCUUACGCCCAAAGGCUUCACCUUCAUGCGCGUCCGCGUCUCCGAAGGUGCCUGGAUCGAUGUCUACAACCUGCACACCGACGCCGGGUCCGACUCCGGCGACAUCAACGCGCGCGCCUCGAACAUGGCGCAGGUCAGUACCACGGAUCUUUGGGUGUCGAAUGUCAGGGGCGGCGUCGUCCCCGCGUCGGGCUCUGCGUCGCUCACCUGCCCCUUCCCCUUUGCCGCAGGCACAAGCGAAGCCGCGCUCGUCGCGUGUGAGGUCGUCGACAAGAUAUUCAUCCGUGGUAGCCCUGCUGUCGGCCUCCCCGCAGCAACCUUCAGGAACGCGCACUACUCGUUCGUCGAUUCGGCCGGAGCGCCUCUGAGUGACCACUACCCCCUCACCAGCACACUCACCUGGCGCAUCUCCUCGUCCGUGCGCCUCGGCGACCCCAUCGGCGGACCCCACGGCGACCCGUUCAACGACAUCCCCGCCCUCCUCAGUGGAACCCUCCCCCAGCUCACCUCCAUCACGAUCCGCGGCGGCAACCGCAUCGACGGCAUCUCCUUCAUCGUCCGCUACCCCAACGGCGCGACCACGACCACGACUCACGGUGGUAGCGGUGGCAAUGCCAACACACUCAACCUGAAUUCGGGCGAGCGUGUCACGUCGGUCUUCGCCUGCAGCGCGAAGUACAACGACAGCACGCGCGUAUUCCACCUCAGACUAACCACGAAUCAGGGCAGGACAGUGCAGGCCGGCAGUACCACGAGCGACUGCUUGACCAACAACCUCCCAUCCGACGCUGGUUCUGGUGGCGCUUGGGGUCUCGUAGCGUUCUGGGGACGGGACGGAAACGAGAUCGACCGGGUUGCACCUAUCUGGGGCGCUGUGUACUAA
This is a messenger RNA of Cyclocybe aegerita, 1239 nucleotides long. NCBI's taxonomy places the organism in Eukaryota, Fungi, Basidiomycota, Agaricomycetes, Agaricales, Hemipholiotaceae. The record is from the annotation of a GenBank genome assembly.